CCAUCUACCGUCAGGGAGUUUGAAAAGGAACGAACGCGUCUCGGACUAAAAUCAGAUUUUUCUUUUCUUGUGUCACACGGCGAAGCCGUGAGAGUUGGCAGCUCUGAGUCUGGCCCAUUUGGUGGCGCCAUGGCAACGGUGUUUGUUUUUUGACAACCACGAACGAACACCGUUAAUGACGUCAGUAGCCCGCGACAACUAAAACGAAAACAAAUAAACUCCCACAAGGCAUUUGGAGGGCUCUACCCGGCCAAAGAGAAGGGAAACCUGGACACGAUGCUGCAACCCGAACCGGUCCGUCCUCUGACGGACGGGUUAGUGUGUAAUGUGUUAGUAGAAAGCUGCUCGUCAGCAAACACACAGGACGCGAGGCCGGGUGAGGACGAGGAGGGGAAUCCGUUCAACUUCACCCCGCAGCUCAUCCACCUGCACAGGGACCACGAGCUCUUUGAGGACGGGGAUGUUCACAGACACAUGUACCUGCAGGACCUCUACGUCUCAGAGGAGGCAGAGGACCAGCACGCACUCUGCGUGUCAGAGUUUGCCUGCCACUUUUCUAGCUGCAGUGCAGUCUUCAGCAGUUUGGAGGAGUACGAGCACCACUACAACUCCCUUCACAGACACGUGUGCUGCUCCUGCCGUCGCUCCCUGCCGAGUGCCCGGCUCCUUGACAUUCACAUUCAGGAGUGGCACGACUCUCUCUUCACUAUCCUCGCCCAGAGGCAAGAUAUGUACCAGUGUUUGGUGGAAGGCUGUGGACAGAAGUUCCGAACGAGCCAACACAGGAAGGACCACCUAGUUAGAAUUCACAAAUAUCCCCCAGACUUCAGAUUUGAUAAAACCAAGAAGAACAGAGGAACAAAGGGGCAGCAGCAAAAAGACACAGCCAUGGAGGUCGUGGACAAUGUGUGUGAGUCUCAGGGUGUGUGCGAGGGGAUGUCUGAUCAACCCGAGCAAGGAGAAUCCAUGGAGACGCUUGUGUGUGAGGAAGAAGCUGCUAGAAUGGCAAAGCCUGCCACUUCUGAGGAGCACGGCGAUGUUUCUGCUGCAGAUCCCAGCACGGAGAAUCCGAGCACCGAGCCCCUGAAAGCCCGAUACUCCUACAGGAUUCCCACAACAGUCUGCUUUGGUCACGGCUCCGUCAGAGGCUUCAGAGGGCGACGGGGAAGAAGGAAAUGAACCACAAUUCACUUUUCACCCCUUUUUAGAUAAAUAACUUUCUACCCUUGUCUUGUGACAAAAAUGUUUACUGAAUAUGUUAAGGAAUGGGUCCUUGACUUCAAAUAAAAAAUGAUGCGAAUAAACAUUUGUUCAGGUGAUCAGCCAUGUAGCUCAAGGAAAUCU
Messenger RNA from Pungitius pungitius (ninespine stickleback), 1344 nucleotides. RefSeq names its product zinc finger protein 511 (gene znf511). Lineage: Eukaryota; Metazoa; Chordata; Actinopteri; Perciformes; Gasterosteidae. Bases 277 to 1179 code for a protein of 300 amino acids. The record is from RefSeq and is a predicted model, not a curated record. The transcript is spliced from 6 exons.